Molecule: messenger RNA, 1062 nt
Organism: Saccharomyces paradoxus
Lineage: Eukaryota; Fungi; Ascomycota; Saccharomycetes; Saccharomycetales; Saccharomycetaceae
Gene: SFK1
Product: Sfk1p
Exons: 1
Coding region: 1-1062 (353 amino acids)
Cellular component (GO): plasma membrane
Source: RefSeq, a predicted model, not a curated record
AUGCUUCAAUUUAAAAGUCCAGGCAACUGGCUGUUCAUAGUACCUUGGAUUGCCUUCAUCCCAUGGUAUGGUAUGCUGAUAGCUAUGCUCAUUUGCUGGGCUAGUCAAGGCCAUCCCAUAUAUUGGUUCAUGCAUACGGAGCAAUUCCCUGUUUACAUUUCAGAUAUAGGUGCCACUAACUUAAGACCACUAUUCAUAUCGUGCGCCGGCUGGCAGGGUCUAGGAUAUGUAAUCACUGUUGCGCUUGAAUUUUUUCAAAGAUCCGGCUACCUUCCUUUCCAGUUGAAGAAGAAAGACCCCUCUAUCUCUGAUUCGACCUCCUAUGCUGAAAAAUUGCGCAGCGGUAAAUACUUAAUGCCUCCAUACUACACAAAGGAUGAACGGAAUCUAAUUUUUGCCGCUUUUGUUCUCGGCGGCAUUGGUGAACUAGGCCUUUUAUUCUGUUCCAUCUUCUCAACCGCUCGAUACCAUCACGUCCACAUUGCUAUGGUCUCUGUUUUCGUCGUGUUCAUGUUCCUGUCCACUUGCUGCUUGAUCGCGGAGUAUUUUCUCAUGGGAAGACACUAUGCCUCAAUUCACCCCCUAGCCAGCCCUCACUUCAAUCCUCAAUCCUCUGAAAAAAGCUUCAAUCAAGGUUAUAAUACCGUGGAUGAGCUACCUUGGUAUAAAUGGGAAGGCCACAUAUGGAACAAAUUUACCAUCAGUGCGACUCUAAAAGUUAUAUGGUUAACCCUAGCCGUUGUUUGGGCCAUUUGUUUCGGUGCUAUCAAUGAUGGUUCCAAGAGUGCUUGUUUCGAAUGGUUGCUGGCAUUUUGGUUUGGUAUCCUAUUUAUGAUCCUUUCUGCCGAUUUUUAUUUAGGUGGAAGGUACAGAGAAUCUCGCUAUUUCAACCACGUGGAAUCAUUUUCCGGUUAUUACAAGUAUGACAAGGCGCUAGGCCUCUACCAUAGUGAAGAAGUUUUGCCCUCGGACGAUAACGCCGGCGUAAUUACCACAGAAACAGCAUCUUCAAAUAAUCACAAUAACGCCUCUUCCAAUGAAACCUUUCAAGUAGUAGUAUGA